Messenger RNA from Dentiscutata erythropus, 1824 nucleotides. The record is from the annotation of a GenBank genome assembly. NCBI's taxonomy places the organism in Eukaryota, Fungi, Glomeromycota, Glomeromycetes, Diversisporales, Gigasporaceae.
ACUUCUAAGUCUCAUUUGAUUCAACGAGCUGAUUCUAAUGAUGGAUGCGCAAAUAUUCAUAAUGAUUAUAUGACAAAAGGCACAAGGAUUUUCAAUUAUACGGACGUUAGUAAUUGCUAUAAAAGUAUUCCAUUUAAUAGUAGUGUUGCUAAUCAGACGAUCGAAACAAUAAACGGAAUUUUUAAUGGAUUCUAUUCUUUUCUGGAUAUAGCGAGAGAUUCACCACCAACCGGAUUUAAUUAUAGUUCAAUUAAUAUAACAUCAGAGUUAACUCGUUUAUUAAAUAAUACUUAUGGAUCUUUGUUUCAAUUUAUGACCGAUGUUAGAAAUGUCACUUCUCAAUUGAAAGAUGCACACGCAAAAUUUGUAACAAAUUGUUUCACAACAUUCGCCUUCUUUUCGAAUUUUACUUUAUAUUCUGUUGUUGGAACAAAUGGUACUCAGAUAAUUAAAGUACGUAAUGAUACGAUAGAUCCUUCUAAUAAUAAUUGUGAAGUGACUCAGAUUGAUGGUGUUCAGGCAUUUAGAGUGAUUUAUGAAUUUGCACGAGAUUCUGUUUUCAUUUCAAAAGAUAUUGGUGUGCGAUUUAAUUUAGCUCUUGAUCUCGUUGAUGCUGAAAAUUCUUUUUCAUAUCGAAUUAAUUUACCACCAACAUCAAAUAUUACAUAUAGACUUAAUUGUAGUAAUAGUAUAAAAGAUGUUAAUAGAAUUUGGAUAGCUAUGAGUCUUCCUGAAAUUUUAAAUGAAUUUAAUGAUUCGAAUUCUUUUUAUAAAAAUCGUUGCAAGAUUACUACCGCAAAUCAAACAAGUUUGCCGUUACAAAAAAGAGAAUUUCAUGAAACAAAAAAAUUACUAAAACGAGAUAAUAGUAUUCUAGAUGUUACGGAAGAAUACAAAGGUGAUCAUGAUAAUUGGCAACCUGCAAACGUAUCUGUAAUUGGCGUUAUUCAAGAUUUUAUUGGCUUUUUCAUAAAAGACGAUUUCGGAGUUAUUAAAAUAUUUAGCGAACAAAUCACUUUUAAUGAUUCUGUUGCCAUAAAUACAAUUAAAGGAUUUGAAAAUCUAGCAAAUACGGGUGUUAAAAAGGUCGUUCUCGAUUUAUCUAACAACUUUGGUGGUUCAAUCGCAGUUAGUGCCUUUAUCAAUUUGAUUUUAUUCCCGAAUAAUCCAAAUCCCUUCUUUGAUUAUGAUUUAAGAGUUACUGAAUCACUUAAACUUGGACUACAAAAUGGAUCUUUAUUUGAUAUUAAAGAAACUGCCUCUUCAAGUUCUAAAAUUAAAUUUCAAAAUAUUAUUGAUUUCAUUGGUAAUAAUUCUUAUACACGUGGUAAUAUUACGGAACAUUAUUCGAACAAAUUUAUUCCAGAUAUUUCGAGUUUACUUACUAAUUUCAUAGCACAAUAUUUAAGAAUCCCAAUUCCCUGGACAUCUAAAGACCUUAUUAUUUUAACAAAUGGUGUAUGUGGGUCUGCAUGCGCACUUAUCGCGAGACAUGCUGUAGAAAAUAAUAAUGUGUCUGCUGUAGCGGUUGGUGGGUUUGUAAAUACAUCAUUAUCAUAUUCUUCUUUUCCUGGAGGGUUUUUAAUUGAUUCGUCAUCCAUAUUUAAAUUAAGUUCACUGAACAAUACUUUGAUACCUAAACCCUUUCCUUUGAACGCAUACAUAACACUUCCUUAUACAGAAGUUUAUAGCAGAACACAACCUGAUAAACUAUUGGAAUUUUUAUUUAGUCCAGCUAAUUUUCGAAUAUUUUACGAUGAACAAAGUAUUCAAGAUCAAUCUAUAUUAUGGUCUAAAGCAGCUUCUUAUAUUAGAACAACGUAA